AUGAAAAAUUCAUUACUUUCGCAAAUAUUAACAGAAGCUGAAAUAAUUGAAUUAGGGUUGAAUGAUAGUUUGAUGAGCAAUUGCUCAUCUCCUUUUAUUUUAAACAAAAAGCAUUAUAUACAAUUUUCCAUUUUAUAUUUGGUUAAUAUAUUUUUUUUUUUUUGUGUGUAUAUAACUAUUAUUGUAUUCCGCAUAAUAGCCUAUAAACCCGAAUUCACAACUGAUAUAUCACUAAUCAUAUAUGUUUAUAUUUUUAUUUUUUUUUAUAUUGACUUAAUAAUUAGUAAUGAUAUUAAAUAUAGUUUAGUUCGAAAAUAUAAUAUCAAAGAAGUCAAGAAAAGAAUAUACGCAAAAUAUCUUAGUUAUAAAAAAAAACAUAACAACCAAAAUAUAUCCAAUUUUAAUAGUAACAAUAAUAAUCAAGCCAAUGAAAAAAAAAGAUUUAUAAAUGAUAAACUUUUUUCAAAAGAAAAGCAUUUUAUUAUAUGUGGCAGUGAACAAAACGAGGCAUCAAUUAAUGAAAAUAUAAAUGAUGAUGAAGAUAAAUAUUAUAUAUUAGACGAAUUAAAAAAUGUUAACCAUAACUUAAAUAAAGAAUUGCUAAAAUAUAUUCAAUUUGAAAAUAACAAUUAUACAAUUACUCAUCGUAAAUUUGAUAUUUUUUUAAUUAUAGCUGGAAUUAUUAAUCAAUUAAACACUUUUUGCGAUUUAGUAUUUUUAUUUUCGAUAUAUAAUCAUAGUAAAGUUUUAUUUUUUAUUUCUUUAUUUAUAUAUAUAUAUUAUUUAGUAUAUUUUAUAUUAAUACUUAAAUUCGCUGUGAAUGUAUCUUUUACAUUAAUAGAACUAUAUAGAAAGCCCCUAUAUCGUUCAUAUAAAAAAUUUAUCAAAAAAUCCCAAAAAAUUAUAUCAUAUAUCAAAAAAUUUAUAUUAUAUAUUAAAAAAAUAAUUUACAAAUGUAUAAAAAAAUAUCUAAAAUUCAUAAUCUUUAUAAGGGGUAAUACAGUAGUGCCCACUGAAAGUAUGCCGAAUUUAUUUUUGAACAAAUACACAUGUUAUAAUAGUUGGGUUUUUUUUUAUAAAGAAAAUACUAAUACGAGUAACGAUCUCCAAAUUUUAAAAUUGAUUUAUGACACAGACUUUGAAGAUAUUCCGAAAAAAAAAUUAAAAAAAAAUGAAAUGAAAACAAAAAGUAUGAAUAUUCCACUUGUUGAAAAAAAUAAUAUAAAAUUUAUAUUCAAAAGAAAAGAAAAAACAGACUAUGAAAAAGCUUUAGCUCCAAAGUAUGUCCAAAUGGUUGCUGACAUGUCAAGCAUUUUAUCCUUUUAUCACAUUCUCAACAUCAUGAAAAGUAAAUUUUUAUCAGCACACAACCUAUAUUCUCAUAUUAGCUUCACACUAAUUUUUUUCAUUUGGAAGCUUCUUUAUAUGGACAUUAUAUUAUUCCUUUUAAAAUUUUAUAUUUUAUUUUAUAGUAGCGAUAAAUUAAUUAUAGAAAUAAUUUUAUUUAUUUCUUUAGCAAAUAUGGUGAUUUCAUAUAUAAUAAAUUUAGUUGAUAAUAAUUUAUUAAAUUACGCUAACUUUAAUUAA
Messenger RNA from Plasmodium berghei ANKA, 1587 nucleotides. RefSeq names its product conserved Plasmodium protein, unknown function. NCBI's taxonomy places the organism in Eukaryota, Apicomplexa, Aconoidasida, Haemosporida, Plasmodiidae. The transcript has 4 exons. Bases 1 to 1587 code for a protein of 528 amino acids. The record is from RefSeq and is a predicted model, not a curated record.